AUGUUGCAAUGGCCAAUUGCAAUUCCCUCACCAUUAGUUGAGAUUUUCUUGGCCUCACACAACAAUCUCAGUGGGAAAAUUCCACAAACACUUUUCAAUCUGAAUUUACUCGGUGCUCUUGAUUUGUCUUACAACAACUUAAGUGGCUCUAUUCCUCUGUGUUUGGGUAACUCUACUGAUUCCCUGUCAUAUCUGAAGUUGAGACAGAACAACCUUCAUGGGAGACUUCCACUAGUGUUCACAAAGGAAAGCAGUUUAAAGAUGCUUGACUUAGGCCAGAACAAGUUUGCGGGUCAGCUUCCAAGGUCAUUGAAAAACUGUACAAUGCUAACGUACAUUGAUGUUAGUAGUAAUCAAAUAUAUGAUUCUUACCCUUUUUGGUUGGGAAAUCUUCAGUAUUUGAAAGUUCUCAUUCUACGUUUCAACAGAUUCCACGGGAUAAUAAAACGAGACUCUAAAAUGGAUUACAAUUUUACAAGCUUGCAGAUUAUAGACCUCUCUCACAAUCAUUUCAAUGGAGAAAUCCCUUCAAACUACUUCAAAAGUUUGAAGUCCAUAAUAUCUUUGGGCAUGCAGAGACUGACGUAUAUGGAAGAAGACAAGCAUUUAUCAAUUGAAUCUGCGGUUCUUUACUCGCUCAACCUUUCCAAUAAUGUUCUCAACGGCAUAAUCCCGCCACCAUUGGGGAACAUUUCAAUGAUCGAGUCUUUUGACCUGUCUUAUAACAGGCUCUCAGGAAAGAUUCCUCUACAGUUGGCGAAGCUCAGCUUCCUUUCAUCAUUGGACGUUUCCUACAACAGUCUUAAUGGCCUCAUACCAAAGGGACCACAAUUCAACACUUUUGGCAUUAGAUCAUUUGAUGGAAAUUGGGGUUUGUGCGGGAUGCCAUUAUUGAGAAAGUUUGAUAGUUCAAAGAUCUCGUCUAGAAUUGCAGAAGUUGAAGAUUCAGUGUUUGGAUUUGGUUGGAGAGUGGUUUUAGUUGGACAUUCAUUUGGCUUUGCUACUGGGAUAUGGUUGGGUUUAGCUUCACUCCAUGGAAACAUAUGCCAAAAUUUACUACAUAAAUAA
Molecule: messenger RNA, 1068 nt
Organism: Humulus lupulus (European hop)
Lineage: Eukaryota; Viridiplantae; Streptophyta; Magnoliopsida; Rosales; Cannabaceae
Product: receptor like protein 22-like
Exons: 2
Coding region: 1-1068 (355 amino acids)
Molecular function (GO): protein binding
Source: RefSeq, a predicted model, not a curated record